GCUGUGCGGAAGUUCUUUCAUCCGCGCUGCACAGAAGGGGCUUCGCCCUCGAGAUUAGCUAUUCUCGUCCCAAGUUUUCGCUUGGACGAAGGCAAAAGAGGUGGAACUUCUUCGCUCUGUGUUUUUACUCGAAUUCUGCCGUUCGCUUCAAGUUAGCGCCCAUUACCGUGGGGUAAUGGCAAGGCCAAGCCACAGUGAGCAUGUCCUGCAGCAGCUCAACAAUCAAAGGGAGUGGGGUUUCCUCUGUGACUGCUGCAUUGCCAUAGGUGACAUUUAUUUCAGGGCUCACAAGGCCGUGUUGGCUGCCUGCAGUUCUUACUUCAGAAUGAUGUUCAUCAGGGAUCAACAAGGUUCUGCCCGGUUUGAUCUUAGCAACAUGCAGAUCAGCGCAGAAUGUUUUGAUCUCAUCCUGCAGCUCAUGUACCUUGGCCGAAUUGCUGUGGAUCACUAUGAAUUUGAGGAACUGAAAGCAUCUAUGGCCUACCUACAAAUGUACUACAUCCCAGACUCACUCGAGGACCUAAGAGACAUCCGAACAUCUAAUCUCACUCCCUCAUCCUCUGCAUCGUCCUCUUCAUCAUCCAGCUCCUCGUCCUCAUCCAGUGUGGUCGGAGGCAAGAUGAUGUUUGGCGUUAGAAUGUUUGAGCAGCAACGGCCGAGCCCUUCUGAGAAUGAACGUGCAACGAAAGCCCCAACCACAACUGCUCGUCAGACCAUUAACAUCUCAACUGUCAGGCCUGCUGAAGAUGUGGUCAUACCACACCCUCCACCACACUCAGAGACCGUUGUUGACCAACCAUGUGACUUGAGAAAGAGAACAUCAGGUCGAAGCUCUGCCAUGAAAGAACGUCCUCGAUUUGGUCGCACAUACACGUGCGAUGACUGUGGCUUUGUCUUCAGCUGUGAAAAGCUACUCAUUGAACACAUCCUCACAUGUACCAAUCGCAAAGCUUUCCAAACACCCAAAGUCAGCAAAGAGGUUUACAGUGACAAUGGCAAAGCCGAGAGUUCGACUUCAGAGGGUACAGAUGAACAGAGAACACUUUGCAAGGGGGAAGAUGAGUGGUCGGACCACAAGCCGGACAUGGAGACGGUGAUCAGGUCUGUAGCCUCUGGCAUGGAAAGUGAAAAUGCCUUCUCUAGGAAUAUAACCAUUAAAGUGGAACGGGACGAUGAUUCCGAGACUGAUUUGGAAACUAUAAAGGUUGUAAAGGUUGGGAACCUUAACUUAGGCAGCUGCAAAGUUCGUACCAGGGCAUUCAAAGACAAUCUUGCAGAUCAGAUUAAGUUUGACAGUGAGGAAGAUCCUGGAGUGUCUGCCAUGGAUGCUCUGGAGGGCAAAAGCACAGAGUUGGACACCGAUCUAAAGGUACAUCGAAUCAAAGAGGAAAAGCAAGAUGGCACAUGCAUACCAUGCGAGUUAUGCGGAGCCCUGUUGACGGAGGAGGAACAGUCUGCUCAUUACAUCUCCAACCACAUGGGACAUAUCUGUGCCUGUGGAAGGUGUGGCCAAGUGCUCAUUAAAGGCAGACAGCUGCAGGAGCAUGCAGAGCGCUGUGGUGAACCCCAAGGUACCGAGAUGGACUCCCCAGGUGAAGAUUCGCUUCUACUUGAAGAUGCCGAAGCUAUGGAAGAAAACUUGCUGGAAGGUGCUGACCUGGGCUUUCGUUGUCCACUCUGUGGUUUGAUAUUUGAAAGCGAAAGUCUUGCAGUGGAGCACACGUUGGCUUGCCCGGAACAGGAGCCCUUCCGACCCGUCAUGUUGGAAGAUGGUGGUGAGCCAGACCAUCGGCGCAAGCAUUUCUGUGCAAUCUGUGGCAAGGGCUUUUACCAAAGGUGUCACUUGCGGGAGCACUACACUGUGCACACCAAGGAAAAGCAGUUUACCUGUCAGACCUGCGGGAAACAGUUUCUGCGUGAACGACAGCUUCGGCUGCACACUGACAUGCACAAGGGAAUGGCGCGAUAUGUCUGUCCUGUGUGUGAUCAGGGUACGUUCCUCAAACAUGAUCAUGUUCGACACAUGAUCUCUCACCUGUCUGCCGGAGAGACUAUCUGCCAGGUGUGUUUCCAGAUUUUCCCCAGCGGUGAACAUCUGGAGAAGCACAUGGAUGUUCAUCUGUACAUCUGCGGCGUUUGCGGAGAGAAGUUUCGCCUCCGUAAAGACAUGCGGAGCCACUACAACUCCAAGCACACCAAGAGACAAUGAGAGGCCUCUCUCUGCUACCCUUGAAUCUUUAAAAUAAGCCAUACUGUAAAUGUGAGAACCAAUCUAUGCACUUAGACACCAAUCGUAACCUUUACAACUGCACUUUCUGUGUGUAUGCAAAUUCUGGAUGUGUUGCUCAAUGUUUUUUUUUUUUUUUUUUUUUUUUUUUUUGGUGGGUUAUAGUGCCUCAAGCUUUUGUCUUCAUUUUCUAAUUCUUAGAGAUGGAUAUCCAGACACUGGUUAAGUCUAGAUAUUGACUAAAUCACACUAUCAGUGGUGUUUCAGUUGAAAAUGCUAUUUAGAUCUGUAGUUAUGAAAUUGGCCCAAGGCUAAUCGUUUUGAUUACUUCAUGAAGCUUUAAUGAUGAUGCACAUUGGCUUGUGACAUUCUGUCAUCAUUUUUACUUUAGUAUUUAAGAACUUUUGUUAGGUGGGUCACUGUGUUUUGUUAUUGGUGGUGCUCUUAUUUCUAGUGAACACAGCACAUACUUGUUCCGUUUUGUUUCAUUUCAAGUUGUUCUGGUGUCUUUACCUGUUAUCGUAUGUAAUGUUGAAUUGCGCUUAGGGAUAGUUUACCCAAAUGACGUCUGUUCUCUCACUCUAAUGUUGUUCUAAACAUGUUAAGUCAUAUUUUGCAGAACUCCUAAAUAUAUAUUUAGAAAAAACAUCUUCAUUUAUUUAAUGUCCAGUGUCCUUGCAGGGAAAGUUAAAACCCACUGACUUGUAAUGAAAUCUAUUAAAAUUUGUUUUUAAAAUUGCUAAAAA
This is a messenger RNA of Danio rerio (zebrafish), 2973 nucleotides long. RefSeq names its product zinc finger and BTB domain containing 1 (gene zbtb1). Gene Ontology annotation, cellular component: nucleus. The record is from RefSeq and is marked provisional. NCBI's taxonomy places the organism in Eukaryota, Metazoa, Chordata, Actinopteri, Cypriniformes, Danionidae.